AUGCAUUUCACUGUGACCAAUCGGAUGGAGUCGUUUCCCAUGCCGUUCUACAUGGGCUGGCACCCCUACUUUGUCUGCACGGCCUACAAGACCUAUGUGGUGCUGGACAAGUGCACGACCUGGAACCACGUGGAGCUAAACACCAACAUGGACCCGACCGGUAUCACCAAGCUCUACCACGGUCUGAACGGCUCUCAACCCAUCGGUGGAACAGAGACAAACCCCACCUUCUUUGACGACGAGUUCAAGCCCGUUAGUCCCGACAGCCCCGAAUGUAACGUGAUUCAAACGAGGCUGUACGACGUGGACACCUCUCAGACGGCCGUUCUCUGGCAGGACAGCAGUUUCAGACUGGUCCACGUGUUUACGGGCUCAGAGAGUCUGUUCCACGAGGAUGCAAUUGCCGUGGAGCCAAUGUCGGGGAUGGCAGAUGCCUACAACAACCACGACCAUCUCUCUGUACUGAGUGGAGGAGAGACUUGGAGUGGCUCUUUCGGUGUCUACGUGGAAUGA
This is a messenger RNA of Geodia barretti, 513 nucleotides long. NCBI's taxonomy places the organism in Eukaryota, Metazoa, Porifera, Demospongiae, Tetractinellida, Geodiidae. The record is from the annotation of a GenBank genome assembly.